Molecule: messenger RNA, 1503 nt
Organism: Cyprinodon variegatus (sheepshead minnow)
Lineage: Eukaryota; Metazoa; Chordata; Actinopteri; Cyprinodontiformes; Cyprinodontidae
Gene: st3gal4
Product: ST3 beta-galactoside alpha-2,3-sialyltransferase 4
Exons: 9
Coding region: 1-948 (315 amino acids)
Biological process (GO): glycolipid biosynthetic process
Molecular function (GO): sialyltransferase activity
Source: RefSeq, a predicted model, not a curated record
AUGGUGCCAAUUGUGGUAUUUCUGCUUUUCAGAUAUGGUGAUUCCAGUAAGCCUUUGAACAGCAGCAAGUCUGUGUGUGGAAGCUGGGUAACUCAGAAAAAGUGGGAGAGCCUUAACUUUAACAUCAGCAGAAAGACACAACUUUUCCUGAAACUGGAGGAUUUCUUCUGGCGGGAGCAUCUUUCUCCACUUUCAUUACCUUAUGGCAUUAAAGGCAGUGAGUUGCUGUUACUUCAAGUUCUUGUUAAAACAUCCAACUACCAUGUGCCAGCCAGCAUUGAGAACCUUGGGUGCAGAACCUGCGUUGUCAUUGGCAAUGGAUUUGUCAUUAAAAACAGGUCCUUGGGAAGCAUCAUCAAUAACUUUGAUGUUGUUAUUAGGUUAAAUGAUGCUCCGGUAAGGGGCUAUGAGGAGGAUGUGGGGAACAAGACCACCAUGAGGUUCUUUUACCCAGAGUCCGCCUCCUACAACCCAACACUGCACAAUGACCCAGACACACUCAUGGUUCUGGUGCCUUUUAAACAGCAAGACCUGCGCUGGCUAAAAGAGAUCAUCUAUAAUGAGAAGAGGGUCAGGAGAGGCUUCUGGAGGCCUCCACCUCAAUUCUGGUUGGGCGAUGUCAGUAAAAUCCGAGUGCUGGACCCUCAUUUUCUGCAAAAGACGGCAGAUAAACUUCUCAAGAUUAGAUCACAAAAGGGGAAACGGAUUUCCGUGCACCCCACCACGGGCAUCCUUGCUGUCUUUGUUGCACUCAACUACUGUGACAUUGUUCACAUCGCUGGUUUUGGGUAUCCCACUUCACAGAAUGUGCGACAGCCCAUCCACUACUAUGGAUACGACACUAUGAAAUCCAUGAAGAAUUCCUACCAUGAUGUUAAUAUUGAAGCCAAAGCCUUAAAACGACUGGAGGAUUUAGGAGCCAUUUUUUACCUGCACCCACAUUUAUGAUGCAAAGCUCUUUUCCUUUAAAGUCCAAUUUCUGAUCCCAGCAUUAAUUGUGGGAAUAAGUCCUCUCAUUCUAAUUUGACUAAGUGCCUUUUUGCAUUCGGAUUAAAUACUUUGCACAUCAAAUCUUUCUAAGGUUACUUGACUGUGAAGUUUCACUCUGGUAUUUCAGCUCAGCAUUUUUCAGACUUUUUUUUCAUAUCUAAUACAACCUUGCAUGACAAUCUUUAACUCUGGGAACAAAUUACUUCUGUGGAGGAAUCCCAGAAAGUGGCCUCAUAAUUAGAUGCAAUCUUUCAAAGCCUUGCAAUAAAAUACAUUUGUUCAAGCAGUAUUGUUUGGUUUUGCUCUUAGUCUCUCUAAGGUUUGGGACUAAUAUUCAGGUCUGUCAUCCAUCCUUUUGAUAGAAAAAAAUAUCCACAAAAAUAUCACAUUUACUUGUGUUGUUUCAUGGUUGAGGAAUACUUGCUGAAUUCUGCUAUCAUUUAAUCGUUUAAUUUAUUUGUCCAUUCUGUUAAACUGGAUAUUUUUGUACGUUUAAAUAAAUGCAUAAUUAAA